CUAAAUGAAAUAAAUGGGUUUUCAUUUAAUAAUAGCAAAGAUAUUGAACCAGAAAUAGAAAACAAUAUAAUAGAUAAGAUAACAAAUAGGUUAGAAUUUAGUUAUAGUGAAGAAAUAAAUAAUGAAGAUAAUGAAAUGAACUAUGAAAUAGAUAAAGAUAUUGAAGUAGAUGAAAUAAAAGAAACAAACAGGCUAGAAAUUAGUUAUAGUAAAGAAAUCAACAAUGAAACUAAUGAAAUAGAUGAAAUAGAUGAAGCAAAUAAUGAUAAUAUUGAGAUAAAUGAAAUAAAUAAUAAAGAUGCUAUAGAUGAGAUAGGUGAACCAGAGAAUUUGUCAGAUUUAUAUGCGAGUGAAAUACUUCGUUUUUCAAAAAAAAUAGCAUAUAAUAAUAUUAUUUUACCUACCUCAAUACAACAAGAGAAGCAGUGUUUAGACAAAAUUAUAGUGCAACAUAUUUCUUUUAAGAAAGUACCUAUAGUAGAAUAUGAAGAUGAAAUAUACUAUCUUAAUUAUCAUCUAAUUUUUAAUGCUAUUAAAGAAUUGUUAAACAAUGAAAAUAUACUUAAUUAUUGUAUCUUUGAGUUUACACCAUUGUACUACCAAGGGCAAUGGAUAUAUUAUGAACAAUUUAAUGAAAAAUGGUGA
Messenger RNA from Cetraspora pellucida, 645 nucleotides. The record is from the annotation of a GenBank genome assembly. Lineage: Eukaryota; Fungi; Glomeromycota; Glomeromycetes; Diversisporales; Gigasporaceae.